AUGAUUGAAAUCACUGUCGGUUAUGUUGCUGGUAUCAUCGCCGCGGCCAUUGUAGUUGCUCAGAUAUGGUGCCCAACAGCAAUCGCCUUGAUUCUGGCCGGGCUGCUUGGUGACACUGAGACUGCCGCCACAUGGAAUAUUGCCAGUCGCCUUUUUCAACGCACGUGGUGGCCGACUAUACUCCAGUCAGAUUCCGUCCUAACACACGGCGCUCGCCUCAAGAUCAGUCUCAUCUCCUGGUCCGUCCCAAUAAUCUCUAUCCUUAUUGGCGUCGCCGGUGUCGUCACUCCUCUUGGUUUGUACGAAGAACUCGACACACUCGAUUCGAAGCUGGGAGCCUUUUCCUAUGUCAAAGAUACGGGUCCUUUUGGAGAUGGCACCUCCCCCAGAGGAGUAUACGACUUCUCUAGAAUCUGUUACUGGGGCCAUGGAGUUUUGCAAGGUCCCGCGCCGUGUCCGCACUCCGGCAAUAGCGUCAUAGUUACAGGAUCCAAUGGUACCUUUAACUAUUCGAUGCCCAAUGGGUACACCUCCAAAGUCGGACCGGUUGUAAAAGAAAUCUUCUCCAGUGGAACAAAAGGUCAAACGACGAUAUCCAACUUUUUUGACAUUGAGUACCGACAAAUCAGCACCCGGUCCUACAAGUUUGUCGAUAACAAGACCGACAUCCCUGUGGGUACUUUCCGUCAGCUCGACAGUAACAUCAUGGACCCUUCUUACAAGGUUAUCGAGGGUCUCGUGGUGGAUGCCACCAGUGGCGGUAUCGGCCUUCGGAACCACACUAUCCCCACAAACGUCGAGGAGGGAGCCAGCUGGUCAGAGGAUCUCCUUUUCAUUGAGCCACUUGCAGGUUGCGUCAACACCAACUUGACAUUGGAUUGGGAGAUAGACCUCGACAAUAGCACCAGUAACGUCCCACACCCACUUCUGGGCACCCCCCACAUUUGGGCACCCCAUUUACACCAAAAACGCCGUUUUUCGAAAUUCUAUAUUAAACUAAAUACUUUACUUAUUAAAGAGAAUAAAUAUAUGUUAAAUAGAUUAAGACUUAAUUAUAAUACUUAA
Molecule: messenger RNA, 1065 nt
Organism: Colletotrichum truncatum
Lineage: Eukaryota; Fungi; Ascomycota; Sordariomycetes; Glomerellales; Glomerellaceae
Source: RefSeq, a predicted model, not a curated record